AUGCAAGGAGAAAAUGCAAAUCAGGUGGGUUCUCCACAGCACAACUUAGGCCAGCAACAAGCAGCAUACACAAAUCAGGCGGGUUCUCCCCAGCAUAACCUGGUCCAGCAACAAGCAGCAAAUGCAAAUGCAAAUCAGGUGGGUUCUCCACAGCACAACUCAGGCCAGCAACAAGCAGCAAACGCAAAUCAGGCGGGUUCUCCCCAACAUAACCCAGGCCAGCAACAAGCAGCGAACGCAAAUCAGGUGGGUUCUCCACAGCACAACCUUGGGCAGCAACAAGCAGCAAAUGCAAAUCAGACGGGUUCUCCACAGCACAACCGGGGCCGCCCCCCAUUUUCUCGGGCACUUUAUCGCUUGAACAGUUUUCUCGGGGCUCACCACUCUCACGCUGCUAACAGAAACAAUCCUAGUGACAAUUUGCCGGCUGUUGCUCAGCUCGAAGGUGCUAAAAGAAAAUCCCUGGCAGCCUUCUUAGGCCUUACAUUGGAGAUAUGUGACAAACUGGAGAUCAGUCCAGAUGAUUUUGAUAAUGCACUUGCGCUCGUUCCUCUUUCCAUGGAUGACUUUAUGGAUAAACUGAAUCAUAUAAUAGAACAGUGCAAGGGCCACUCUUUUGAUAGCUUGGAAGGGAAGGGUCCCUCACUUGAGUAUCUGAUAAUAAUCAAGACAGUGACAAAGUUAUGUACAUGGAUGAUGCAACGCAAGCCAGACUGCAUCAGAGUAUUCCAGAACAAGAACACUAGCACAAAAUUGCAAGGUGCCUUGGAGGAUAUGAGAGACCUGGAACUAGGUAUGCUCCUUACCGGCAGUGCAGGGGACAUGGCUAAUUACCAAACCCUUUCAACCAUCGUGGGUGUUGCACGGCAGAUGAUGGAUGCUAAUGUGCAAGUUUAA
Messenger RNA from Triticum turgidum subsp. durum (durum wheat), 897 nucleotides. Lineage: Eukaryota; Viridiplantae; Streptophyta; Magnoliopsida; Poales; Poaceae. The record is from the annotation of a GenBank genome assembly.